GCUGAGUACGAGGAUAUGAUGAUCAUUCGCAAAUUGUUCCAGUCAAAUGAUCCUUCUCAAUCAGCAGCAAGUCGUCGUCAGAGUGGUAGCCAUCAGCCUCAGACUGAUUCAACUAAUGUCCUCGCCAGGCAUGGCGUUUCGACAGCAAAAAAUCAUGUCGCCUCAACUCAAGCGGAUACAAAUUACACGACUCUUAACUCAAGCAACGGGGCCACCACCAGCACCACUACGACGACUGGUCUCUCAUGGAAGUCCUCAUUUUCCUGUGCAAACUUGUCUGGAAACUUUUCAUAUUUUGUCUCAUGCACCCAGUUUGUUGAAUGUGUUGGGAAAGUCCCAUACGUGAAAAUGUGCCCCAAAGGCACCAAAUUCCAUCCAACCCUCUUGAUUUGCGAUAAGGAGAAAAGCGUUCUUGCUACCACCAACUGUUCAUCAUCAGGAGGAGUAAAGCUGCUGAGCAAUAAUUACGACCCUCUGAAAAAGUCGACAUCCGACAAAGUGAAAACUACUCGAGGAGGAGGAGGACGGGUUAUUAAACGAGAAACUUCAUCGUCUCGAGAAGACCGGAAAAUGAGCAGACGCUGUUCAACAGGAUCGACCCAUGACUAUUAUAUUCAGCCGCAUUCUCAGUACUGCAAUAAAUUUGAGAUUUGCAGUAAUGGAAAAAUUCAAGAGCAGACUUGUGGGCUUGGGGCGCUGUUCAAUCCCCUCUCCCUCGUUUGCGACUUGCCCUACAAUGUGGACUGUGAAAGUCGGAGAAUAGAUUUUAGCACUUAUGACUGCCAACCAGGAGAUAAAUACAAAACUUCACAUCCAGACAAGUGUGAACAAUUUAUUGAGUGUGACAUUAAGGGAACCUUGCGUAUCAAGGAAUGCCCUCCCUCCACAGCUUACGACUUUGAAGAGGAGGAAUGCGUUCAUAUUUAUAAAGCAAAGUGCAAAAAGCCCAUCUCCCUGGAGCACGAUUCUUCAUUCAAUGUUAAUUAUGGUCAUUCGCAUUUGAGGAGGCAUAAGCGAUCCACCAGUAACAGGCUAAAUCUGGCAUGUACUUUCAACUAUAUUGCUCCUCACCCUGAAUUUUGCGACAAAUUCGUCGAGUGUGAGGACGGACGCAUUUUCAUUAAGGAUUGUGGACCUGGAACCGCGUAUAAUCCUAGACUGGGACAAUGCGACUGGCCGUAUAAUGUUCGACAGGCUGUUUCUCAAGAUUGCUCGAGAUAUCGACAGUGCCUCGGAAGACAGUAUGUCGUGAAGACGUGCAGGGAGGAUACUAUUUUUGAUCCGGAAGCAGGAAAAUGUGUAAUUGCUACAGGAAAAUUUGACUAUGACGCGGAUUGUAGACAACAACAGUUUAUUACACCUCUGCCAAGUUAAAAAUCUUUUGUCUCAAUUACUUAUGAGUAUUAUAUUUGAAUUUGGAAAGUUAUUAUAAUUAUCAUAAUGCACAUUUUCUUCCUCUAAUUACACUGCCCUGCAAAAGUCUUCGCCAAACAUUGACACAGCUUUUGCAGGGCAGUGAAGUAGUUAAUUUGUUAUCAUCACAAACACCACCACCAAUUUAAAUAUUCAAACCAGCCAAACAUCAUUAAAUCUUUAAAAUCUCCAACCUCAGGUGAAAUUUGGCUGGAUUUCUGUCUCAAUAGCAUGCUCCCUUAGCUCAGCUCAGUUUUCAGGUCGAGUUCAAAUGUAAAUUAGACACAUUAUAAAACGAAAUGAAAUCAACAUUUGCAAAUUAGUGUAGCCGUCUACCAAAUUUUUCUGGACAUGUACACUUCUUCUGGUUGCAUCGCAUCCAAUUUCACCUUAGUCUUUCUCAGCUUCUCAAAACUACAACAUUAACUCUCCUAAAAAUCCCUUCAAUUCACUGUACUAACUCCUCUCAAACGCGUCCAUCGUAGUUCAAAAUGCCUGCUAGCUUGAACGCCAACCGGGGAAUGCAGGGGUUGAAUCGACGUGUAAUUUUCAUGAGGAAACUCGAGGUCGGGGAAGGUCUCACCUCUGAAUACAAAUUUGAGCCAGCGAAGGUGAAGACGUAGUCCAGCGCACAGUCGCACUGAAACGGAUCGUCUUGGGUCCCGAUGCAGACCUUACUGAACAUUGCGUCCUCGAGCUGGAGACCAAGAUUGAUAGUGGAAAGGUGGAGAAAUUCCCCUUGGCGUAUCUGGGCCAGAACACGCUGCAGCUUUCUUUGGAGAUGUUCAUUUGCGAGAACGCUACAAUUCGUCUCAUUCGAGGGAAGGGUCCCGUCUUACUUUUAGGAGAAUAUGCAGAAGAAUGCAGAGACGAUGAGAACGACGAGGUGAAUGAAAGUGGUCAUGAAGUUAAGGAGGAGGAGGAGGGGGAAAACGAUGAAGAGAUCGACAAUGACGACCAGAUGCAUUGAAAAAAAUUCUCAGCACGGAUUGCAUUAUUUUAGCGAAAUAACGUAUCGCAAUUAAAGGAAGACGCUGCACCUGAACCGACAGACGAAGAGAAUAAAGCUUAAAAAGAGGGUAUCAUUUAUCAUGGUUCAAUUUUUGUCAUGUUUUCAUUCUGAGAGUAAUAGUCACAUUUAUUGAUUUCGUAUCUUUUCUGCAUGUUUUUCAUUUGAGAUAUGUGAUAAUGUUUAAAAAUUUAAUGUCUUGACCUUUAAUAAUUUCUAAUUUUUUCACUACUUACUGUAAUGAUGGGCUAACAUUUUAUGAUUUAAUAAAUACGAUAAUCUGCUUAUUUAAGAUUUGUUUGUUGGUCAACUAAUUUUUUGUCAUGUUGAUUAGAGUUGUACAUCUCUCAUGAUAGAGUAUUAUUGUCAUUCAUCUACACAAUCUCAUAUGUGGCAUACGUUAUAAUGCAUGUAAUCCUAUCUCAAAACCAGGGAAAACAACUUUUACUAAAAAAUUCAAUAAUAUUGCACUUGGAAACGGGCAGGCACAACAGAAACCGUCAUUUACCACCUAGAUUCACCACUACUCGUACAAAUAAAUGCAUGCACCACAGUCCCAUUAUACCAGUCGAAUUAUUCUUUUGCACAGAUCAUCAUGACGUCGUUUUUAAAAAUAUUUCCACGAUCCAAACCAAAUGGAAAGGAGCUUAAAGGUCCGUUUGUCCCUCUGGACACGGUAAAUUUAGAAUAUUCCAUUUCCGCCGUGUCUGCCAACCUGUCGCUGUACUGCAAAAGUUGUAAAGCUUUGCAGCAGCAAUCUCCCCGUGAUGAUAGCAAGGUUGAUGGACACGCUUUUUCCGGACUCCUUGGAAUAAUAUCGAAAGGGAUUUUCAUGAUUUAUCAAGUCGAUCUCAACUCUUCUGACCAGUUUUCCAGCAAUAUUCUACAAACCGUGCAAAUUCCGCAUGUCAAUAGCCCACUUGUGAAGCCAACCAUCACUCUUGCCAAGUGGAUUCGACUAAAGAAGCAAAAGCACGAAUUGACAGUCCUGAUAUUAGUGAGCAACAUGGGCAUCAGUAUUUAUUCCGAAGACGGAAGCCGACCCCUUUGUAGUCACGAGUACUCUGAAGAGUCCGUCCCAGACCUGGUGUGUCGAAACGUGAGUGCUACAUCCUCGCAAAUACUGACAGGAAAUGGUCGUGGAGAAGUUCACGUGUUUGAAUUUUGCAAUGGAAAAGUGAGCUUUCGAAGAACGGAUAAAGUGCAAGGCGAAAGCAUUACACAAAUGUGCAGCCGCCGAAACAUUCUCGCGACCGGAAGUCCAUCUGGGACCGUUCGUGUUUGGAGAAUUAAGCACAACAAGGCCGUAAAAGUGUGUUGUUUCAAAACUCCGUAUGAGGAAUGCGUCACUGGAAUGGGAGUCUGGGAGGGGUGCAUCCUUGUGACCUAUGGCUCCGGACUGUUUCGAAUAUUUCAUCUCCAGACGAGAAAAUUAUUGGUGAAAGUGGCCGCGCAUUCCCGCUGGAUCGGGAGCAUGGACCUCUUAGCUCAUCACGGAGAAAGUCUCCUCCUCACCGUGGCGGAGGAUGACGCCGUUCUCAUCUGGAAACUGACCAUGGAGGACGCGGGGGUUCCUCGGAGGCUGAGCUUGAACAGAUUUACAAACAUAAAAAAUAAAAUAAAGAGCAUUCAGAGAAACAAACCACCAAAGCGGAAGCAGCCCAAGAUCACGGUAAGUUUGGAGUCAUCCAUUCUCGUGGAUAACAUGCUUCUCGUUGGAGGCAAGUUUAUUACCUGUGCAGGAAAUGUCGUUGCUCUUGCUAAUUAUGGGGCCAAGGAAAUCUACAUCUAUUCGAGAAUGAGCCCAGGAAACCCGAACGACUGAACCAAUGCACAUCUACCUGUGUAGAUACAUAUGUGCAGAUAUGCUCAAGAAUAAUGGACACUGGAAAAUCCAAGAAGACGAUCAACCAAAAUGGAGCUGAGAAUUUAUUUCUCCAAAAUUCCAUGAGAAAUUCUAGUAUGUAUGAAGCCCAUGCAAAUUCCCACUUGAAUAGAAUAGGAGUAGUGAAUAGGAAGGAGCAGUAUUAUUGCAAUAAAUCUCUAAGAAAAUAUCAAAA
Messenger RNA from Folsomia candida, 4482 nucleotides. RefSeq lists its product as uncharacterized. Bases 3018 to 4247 code for a protein of 409 amino acids. Lineage: Eukaryota; Metazoa; Arthropoda; Collembola; Entomobryomorpha; Isotomidae. Gene Ontology annotation, molecular function: protein binding; chitin binding. Gene Ontology annotation, cellular component: extracellular region. The record is from RefSeq and is a predicted model, not a curated record. The transcript is spliced from 13 exons.